This is a messenger RNA of Diaporthe amygdali, 1173 nucleotides long. RefSeq lists its product as uncharacterized. The record is from RefSeq and is a predicted model, not a curated record. Bases 1 to 1173 code for a protein of 390 amino acids. The transcript has 7 exons. Lineage: Eukaryota; Fungi; Ascomycota; Sordariomycetes; Diaporthales; Diaporthaceae.
AUGGCGGGUUCAGUCAAUCUCCCGUUCCUCCAGCCCCGCUGGGAAGACAUCCGCCAGAUCCCCACGACACAGUUCCAGCAGGCGAUGCUGGUUGUGAUUUAUCUGGUCGCAGCCGUUGCAUACAUCACAUACGGACUUCGGAUGUACAGCAGGAUUAGUUCCAAGCAAACAGGUCUUGAGGACUGGUUGAUGACUGCCGCCACUAUUCUGUCCCUGGCAUUCAUGCCUGUCACGUACUUUUACUUCAAGUACACAUACGCUGGUUUCCCUGCCUCCGACUUACCGAAGACGUUCGAUCCAACGCCAGCACUGUUUUGGACAUGGGUAGUCGGCCUGCUAUACAAUCCCAUUCUAGCGUUGGUCAAAUCGUCGGCUCUUGUUUUCAUGUUGAGGAUUGCAGGACACAAGACUGGUAUCAGAUGGGCGAUAUAUGUGAUAAAUACCAUCAAUGUCUGCCUUAUGAUAGCAACAUUCCUUGUAGUCAUCUUCCAGACCAUUCCGAUCGCGGCAUAUUGGGACAAGACAUUACCAGUUCAGCGCAGUAUAGAUGCCGCAGCUUUCGGCAUGUCGACGUUUAUCAUGACGAUAGUGACAGACGUCCUCGUCUUAGCUAUACCUGUCUGGGCAUUCAUAGGCAUUAAGGUCAACCUGGGAACAAAAAUUGGAGUCAUCAUGAUCUUCAUGACCGGCGGCUUAGUCACAAUCAUCGGAAUCAUUAGAGUCGUGGCGUUUUCUAAAUUCUUCUGGAGUCCCGACUAUGAUUUCGCGAAUACAUGGGGGCCAAGCUACAGUGCUAUCGAGAUCAACCUGGCCAUCACCGCGGCUUGCAUACCGGCACUGCGUCCAUUGCUACGGACAUGGUUCCCGCGUCUAUUCCGCACCUCUCACAGCAAGCAAUCUGGGCCGUACCCAAAAUCACGCUACUAUGCGGAGGGAAGGAGUGACAAUGACAGAAGCAUCAAGAUGCAGAGCAUGGGACACACGCGCGCCGACGUCCGCAGCGGGCGUGACACUCCCACUGAUAGCCGGGAGGAGAUCUUCAAAUCCUCUGGCAUAAUGAAAACCACCAACGUCAACGUCUCAUAUGAUGACAGGACGAUCUCGGCACGAGAUUCCAUCGAGGCUGGCAGGGCAGACAGAGCACGAACAUCGGAGCCGGGCUUGGCACUAUGA